This is a messenger RNA of Pocillopora meandrina, 5882 nucleotides long. Lineage: Eukaryota; Metazoa; Cnidaria; Anthozoa; Scleractinia; Pocilloporidae. The record is from the annotation of a GenBank genome assembly.
AUGUGGUUGGUAAUAAACGAUUGUGGAAUGACCAAAGGGGAGCGAGAGUUGAACCGCGCGGAAAAGAGCAAUGAGCGAGGAGAUCGGCAUGAAAUUGAUCGCUGUCGUGAUCAUUGGGAAGGAGAUUUGUUAGCAAAUGAAUUUGACGAAGAGUUCUGGGUCAAGGCAAAGACGAGUUUUUUUUAAAAUUCCCUAUGCUAUCUUUUCAUGUAAGCUUUUUUCAUAUAAGUUAUCAUUUCCUUUUUAUGACAAGGUUUAUCUAAAACAGAACAAAGGAUUGUCUUGGAACAGCGCCAUCGACGAAGUUCGCGUUGAAAGUUUGGUUCAGAAAUACAUGGACGGCGGGGAAAUGAACAAUGAGGACCCAGCUCUGUUGAUGUUAAAAACUUGGCCGGUAUCUAAACAUUACAAAGAUAAUCCUGAUAAACUUCCUGGACUUGAGCAACAGGUAAUGAAGUCUAUAUACAGUUUUACAUGCAUAUCAAGUUACUUAAUCAGACUCUCUUCCAUCUAACUAGUUUGGAAAAUCAUGUCAAGUGAGUGAUUCAUUCUCUUUUUAUAAUGUUAUUGUCAAUGUAUUUUUUAGAUAAACAGGUUUUUGGAGAUUCUGUUGGAAAGUGAACGGAACUCAUGGAACAGAUACAAGGCAUUCCAGGAUGAAGAUGACAAAACCAGAAAAACACUGAUGCACUAUGCUGCAGAACUUGGCUUUUUACAUGUCACCAAAACACUUGCAAAGAAAUGCCCUCUUAUGCUUACCAUGAUGACAGAAGAUCAAUUAAAGCCUGUGAAAAAAAGAGCUAUGUUACCAGUGGAGUCAGCAAUAGAGGCAGAAAAUGAUGAUGUGGCAGCAUAUUUGAUUAGAGUUAUGGGGCACGAGAGGUAGAAACAUGCUUACAAUUUGAAUAAAGUGAAAAAAAAUUUAAAUGAGAGUACAGAGAUGUGGUCUUUUUAAAUAUUUAAAUAUUUUUAUUUUUUAUCUGAGGAAUUAAAAUGUUCAAAUGUCCAGGUUUAAAGAAGAUUUACAUAGCAGGUUGAUUAUAAUUUUCUUGGAAAGUUCCAUUGUGUAAUGCAAGUGCUGAAAUGAAGGUCACAGUAUGUAAAGUAAUAAAAGGAUAUUGAUCUUUUUUUAAGUGACUUGACCUUGCAAGCUUGCUGUAUGUAAUCCAAUUCAUCAAAACUAUGGAAUGUAUAAUAACUUGGUUUUGAAUUAAUGGUUCAUUUUAUUUUUUGUAUAUUUUCAGAGUCCAAAGCUUAUUUUCCUGGACACCUGAAGAUAUGACAAAUCCUCUGUCAUCCUCUUUUAGUUUCAAAGCAAUUAUAGAGAAUCCUAAAAUGAAGGUGGGCACAUGUAUUUUUCUCCUUAUGUAUAGGGGCAUGUAUAAAGCUAAGGUUUUGUUGGAGUUUAUCUCAAUAUAACUCAAAACUAACAGGAAAAAAUAGGAAAGAAAAAAUCCCUUUUUGAAGCUUUUUUAAUGGUUCAAAAACUGAAUUAAAAAUAUAUUCUAGUUCUAGUGUACUUUUAUCAGGUUGUAGCAGCUUGAUGACCUAAGAAAAGCUGCUAAUGGAUCCUUCAGCUUUAUGGUUGGGGUCAGCUUAAAAAAAUGAUCAAGUAUUUUUCCAAUUACCCUUAAAUAGGGAAUUUGGGGCAGUGGUGCUGCUAUCUGUAGCCCAAGUUAUUAUUUUCUAAGGCCAUGCAUGCCAGUUGCAGUUUUCAUAUAAGUUACAUUUUUAAUCCUAUGUAAAAUAUAUUACAGGGCUGUCACUAAGUUUGAACUAGAAGGCAACCAGGCAGACUAAGGACUAUUCAAGGAACCUUGAAGCAAAUUAGGAUUGUGGUUUUAAAACCAGCUCCCUUUUUUUGUAUAUUUUGCAUUUAAUUCCCUACCAAAAUUAGGAAAUGGGUGUCUUGCAUAUUUCCUGGGCUGGUUUUUCAAAAUUCAUUUUUCUAUUUUUCAUAAUCAUUUAUAGUAAAAUGAUGUGAUGUAGCUGUCUAAAGGUAUGGCAGACUAGGCUGUGGCUUGAGAUGGCUACCAGCUCUUAUUGACAGCUCUGUUGUACAUUAGAUGCAUGUUAUGAUUUUGAUGGAACUUAAUGUUGUCUACAGAAAACAGUAGUGGCUGUGUUAGACCAGAUGGUAAACCCUCACUGGCCAUAUCUUCCACAGCGACAAGAAAACUAUGAAAACGAGGUAGAAAGAGAGGCAAUUGAGGGAAUCUGGAAUUCAAUUACAGAUGAUCCAUUAAAUUAUCAUUUUUAUUAUCAUAUUUUGGAUGGAGAUGAGGGAGGACGACCGCCAAAGAUUAUGGCCUCAGAUGGACACCAGCAGAUAGAAAACAAACAUUUUAACUGGAGAAACAAGUCCUGUUUACAUGCGAUUGCAACAAGCAACAAUAAAGUAGGAUUAAUUUUACAAAAGUUAAAUGUAAUGUCAUUUUAUAGUUAUUUAGAAACAGUGGAAAUUUUCAGAGUUACUUAUUGGAGACUCAAUUUGCUACUGUAGGAGUUGGACUCCCUGAUCACUCCCAUGACCCUAUGUUUUUGGCAGAAUUAAGCCAGCUUUUGACAUUUACCUUUAGGAGGCUCUACAACAUCCUGUGGUCAGGAUGCUUAUUAGAACAAAAUGGAGAAGCCAUGGACACUUCUUUCUCAGGUAAAUCAGUUUUUUUGCAGCAAAUAUUUACACUGCUUCAUCAUUCUUACACACACAGUAUACUUAAUGUGAUAUUUGAAUUUUUGCGCUUUAUGUUGCCAUGUUCUUUGAUUCAGACUUCUUAUUUCUCAGAGAAUUGUAAAAACAUAUAGACACAAAAAAUUUUUGAUACCUUCAAUUACUUUAAGGUUGUUAUUUAAAAAAUACUUGACAGGUUACCAAGAGAUUUCGAUUAAGGUUUUAUAUCUUUGUUUUGAUCUCCAUACACUUCCCUAAUUCCCUGUCCCCAUAUUCUGCUGCAUCAGAGAUGAUAUUACUGCCUUUUUUCUGCAGCCUUCAAGCAGCAUUGUAUUGCAUCUUCUUGCUGAGCAUGUCAUAUUCUCUGCUGCAUGCCACUACCAAACUGGACCCCACCCAUUACAGUGGUGCGCUGGACUCACUGCGUGGAUUUUGUGAGGUUGUCACUCUACUUAUGGUUGUGUUUUACAUCUGUGAGGAAAUAAAUCAAAUGAGAAUGUAAGUAAUUUAUAUGGUUAGGGUGAAAUCAGAUCAUUGUGUAGUGACAUGGACUCUAGUCAAUAUUGUUAAUUAUUGUUCCACAUUUACGCCAUCUUACCAUAUUAGUAACGCACAAAAUAUGCCUCGUUAUUACGCUGUAGAAGAGGGCAAAAAUACGGACGGAAAGUGGAGCAACAAAAUGGUCGCUCUGAGCUAUCCAAAAAGUCUUUUUUUUUCGUUUUUUUAGUUCACAUUUUUAAAAAACGAGCCAUUAAGCGCUUCAGAUUUUUUGUUACCCAUAAUAACACUUAAACGGUUUCAUUUGCCUUUUCUCACGCCUUACACAAUCGAUACGAAGUUCAGAUGGUUUUUUGUACCAAAAACCUGCAUAGAAUCCUAGAAGAGGAGCGGUUACUUAUACUUAUUGUCUGAUUUCUUGAAGAGAGGGGCGUUCUUAUUUCUCAGAGUGGAUGACCUUGUUUGACUGGUUAGGCCUGCUGUUGAUAUUUUGUAUAAUACCCUUACGGUACAUGGAUCAUAAAGCACAGUGGAUGGUGACAUCUUUAGCCUUCUUGUUCAACUUCCUGAGAAUAUUUAAAUUUUCAUGUGUGUCAAGGUAACCUACAACUCCCAAUUGAUUAAUUUAGUUUGGAAAGAGCACUGAUGAAUUAAAACUCAUUCCUUCGUCAAUCUAACCUAACAUUACAUUAAAUCUUUCUUAGGACUACAGGAUUAUACACACAAACCUUGGCUAAGAUCAUUUUACAUGAUGUCACAAGAUCCAUGGCAGUUUUCAUUGUGAUCUUUUUCUCCUUCUGUGGUGCCUUGACUUUAUCACUUUGUUACUCCGGAUCCAGUGAGAACCGAGAACUUUGGUGCGUCUCUGUUGAGUAUAUCUCCUUAACAAAGCUAUGAAGUUGUACUGACAAAAAUAAUUUAGCCAUCGUUUCUUACAAGUCAGUAAUAUAUUCGAGAACUUCUACUGGAAUUUGUUUAAUUUGAUCUGCUCUUUACUGGUUAGAUUUUGUAUUUAUUCAAAGAAUUCUCGCCCUUUUGCAAAAGAAAUUUACUGGUGAACAUAACGCGUGCAAAGCGCUAAAACCUAACAUACUACUUUUAAUUUUGAUUUUGCUUUUAGUUGUCUUGGAGACGUUUUGUUGAGUGGACUUCGUGCGCUGUCUGAGCAGUAUCCAAUGGCGGAAAAUUAUUCAUCUUUCAAGUAGGUGACAUUAUUCUUUAAAGAUAUUGCUUCUCUUUGCACGUAACGACUGCAUCGACCUGAGUUUAAAUGCAAGUUCAAGGAGGUCAGAUACCUGAUCUUUAAUAAGAAAUUAGGCCGGAUUUGGCUAUAGGCCUGCUGCACUGGAUGAUAAGUAACUUAUGCAUUCGUUUCUUGUAGUUUAGCUAAAGUUUGUAAUCUUUCUUUCUGCAGUUGGCUGUCGGUUCUUUUGAUGAUGGCGUACGUGGGAACAGUGACAGUGAUUCUGCUCAACAUUCUCGUUGCACAAAUGAGUACGACCUACUCACAGGUCAAGAAAGUCGCUCGUCUGGAAUAUGAUGUGGAUCGAAUUUUACAACUCACACGCAUGGAGAGAUUUCCUUUUCUGGUAAAUGUCCAUCAGGCAAUGCGACGGCGUUUUUCUUCAAAUACACACCGACUUGUGUGUUUGAGAUUACAAGCGAUCGCGUAAAUGUGCUGCGCGUGCGUACAAGAGUGAAUGAGAUAAUGAACGGGGAGAAGUAAUUAAAUUCUUUUUCUUUUUUUUUUCUACAGAAUUUACGUGUGAAGUAUUACAAGGAAGGCGACUGGAUCAGUGAAAUGCAACUCGCUAAAGGUUAGUAAUGAAUUAUUUGGGAUUGUGACUGCCUAACUAGGCAUGUCGUGUUUAAGUGUUGUUUGUUGAAAUUCAUUUGAGUCGUGGAGAUUGCUAGGAAAACUAAUAUGGUUGCAUCUGCGUGGAGAAUUGUGAAAGCGAAAAGAAUGGCUUCUCAUGUUAAAAGCAUAUCUUUUGGUUGGCAAGAGCUAUGGGGCUAUUUGAAAGAACAGGUACUUCUAAUAUUCGGCGUUUCAAUUUCAAUUUCUCCCGGGGGAGCUGUAGAAAUUUAUGAUCACUUGAAAAAGCUAAACAUAUCUUGCAAUCCGGUGCUGUAAUUCCUAGUACAUACCAUCCGUUUUGUUUUUUUAGAACUGCUUGAAUUCAGUGAAGAUCGCAAUCCCUGGGAGUCAGUGGAAGAGAAACUUUAUGACAUCAGGUAAAAAAUACUUUUCUUAGUAUUAAUUUCUGUAUUGGCCUCAUUAGCCGCUCAGAGAGUCCAUUCGAUUGUGAUUUGGAGAACCAGAAGUGACAGUGACCAAUUGAAAUAAAGUUAAAUUUUACUUUGAGCCAAUGAAACUCAAAGUAAAACAAGCUAAGUGUCCGAUGCACGGGAAAACGAGAGUGAUCAAGUCCUGACUGGUGUAAAUUUGGCAUCUGAUUGGUUAAAAGAGUGUUGCGGUUUUUAUUGGACAAAUCAGAGAGCGAAGAAAAGCAAACCUGAGUCGUUAAAGUCCCGGAUUACUUUCGACACUCAAUUGAAAUUGUCUCUAUGCUCGCUUGUGACUUUACCUUCUCACCCACCCCACUCACACACAAUUUCUUUUUAUACCUAAAGUUUUUUCUUAUUGUGUGUUCCAUUUGACAGGGAUCUGAUGAGAAAAAUGGUCAAACAGAUGAGGCCUGGACAAGAAUAA